UGACCCAGAGGAUGCGCACGCUGAAGCGGCAGCUGAACGAGGCGGAGGAGGAGGCGACCAGGAAGGAGGCGCAGUACCGCCACCUGCAGAGGGAGCUGACGGAGGAGAGGGAGACGAGCAGCCGGCUGCAGCGGCAGCUGCUGGACCAGCACCUGCAGACCAAACGUAAAGACAACCUGACGAUCCGUCAGACUCUGGACAACCUGAGGUUGGACCUCAGCGGAGACGAAGACGACGAUGACGAAGAGGAGGCGAAGCCGCUAAGUGAACAACCAACCAGCGUGACUAAAGUUUAACCCUUCAGCGCCACCUGCCUGUGGAGAAAUGGAAUCAUUUGACAGGAAAGCAGCAGAUCUGCAGCAGCAGAAACACAGAAAAGACUUUUAGCUGCUUGGAAAUAAUCUCAUGUUUCCGGGAAAGUUCUUCACUUUAAGCUGAGAAAGUCMUUGAGAUGAAAUCUGGUCCYAGGUUGUAGCAAACUUUGUUUUCAGGUUGUUCCUGCCUGACAUGAAAACACARACAGGUUCAGAUCAGGACUCUCUCUUCCUAAUUUCAUGUUUUCAAGAAGUUAAAUUCCCUCGGCUCCCUCUGCUGGUGGCCACCAGGAACUACAACCGCUUCAUUUUGCACUCAGCUUCUCUUUUCUCUCAAAA
Poecilia reticulata (guppy) is the source of this 653-nucleotide messenger RNA. The record is from RefSeq and is a predicted model, not a curated record. NCBI's taxonomy places the organism in Eukaryota, Metazoa, Chordata, Actinopteri, Cyprinodontiformes, Poeciliidae.